Molecule: messenger RNA, 1458 nt
Organism: Rotaria sp. Silwood1
Lineage: Eukaryota; Metazoa; Rotifera; Eurotatoria; Philodinida; Philodinidae
Source: the annotation of a GenBank genome assembly
AUGAAUGAUCCGAAUGGGCUUGUUCAUUAUGAUGGUGAAUGGCAUCUUUUCUAUCAACAUUAUCCUCACCAACCUAGACCAAUGAAUAUUCAUUGGGGUCAUGCAGUUAGCAAAGAUUUGAUUACCUGGAUCGAUCUGCCGAUUGCGAUAAAACCUGAAGAUGAAAAAGUUGGUAUUUGGUCAGGUUCAGUUGUUAUCGAUCUGAAGAAUGUUACUGGAUAUCAGAGAGAAACAACCAUACAUACAAUGAUUGCGAUUUAUACAUGCGCAAAACUACAAUGGCAAGAACAACAUAUGGCUUACAGUCUCGAUCGAGGGCGAACAUGGACUAAAUAUUAUUUGAAUCCAAUUAUUACAUUGAACAGUAGCAUUUCAAAAUCGGAUAUUGUCAAUAUUGAAUCUAUGAAAACCGAUUUUCGUGAUCCAAAAGUCAUGUUUCAUGAAGCGACUUCUUCGUGGAUUUUGGUUUUAACUGGUGGUAAUCAUGUACAAUUUUAUAAAUCUACCGAUCUCAUUCAUUGGACGCUUACGUCUCGUUUUGGUUAUGAACACGUUUCCCAUGACGGCCUUUGGGAAUGUCCCGACUUGAUCGAGUUUUCGUCGACAAGAGUAAAAAAUCAAACUAGCCUAUGGGUUUUAUUAGUAUCUGUGGGAAACAAUGCGAUCGCUGGUGGAACAGGUAUGCGGUAUUUUAUCGGUACAUUCAAUGGAAAUACAUUUCAAAAUCUUCAAUCAUCAGAUACGAUAAACUGGCUUGAUUAUGGACCUGAUUUUUAUGCAGGUAUUACUUAUCAUAAUGUUCCACGAUAUGAUGGAAGACAAAUAAUUAUCUCGUGGAUGAAUAAUUGGCGAUAUGCACAAGACCUUCCGACAGCUCCAUUGUGGCGAGGUGAAAUGAGUAUUCCUCGUCAGUUGAAGCUUGAUUAUAGUUCAUUUACCAAAAAGUAUUUUCUUCGACAAUUACCUGUUCAUGAAGUUUAUUCCUAUUCAAGAAAAGUUUUUAUAUUUCAUCGUCAAGUUCUCAACUCAAGCACGUCAAAUAUCUUACGAAAUAUCUCUAGCCAUGCGUUUAUAAUGUUAACAGAAUUUCAUAACAUUACGAAAGACACAGUUAUACGGUUACAUGUUCGACAAAGUCUUGACAAACGCGAGUAUACAGAAAUUAUAUAUCUAGGUACAACAAAUGAAGUGGAAUUCGAUCGUACUCAUUCUGGUAAUAUCAAAUUUCAUUCUAGCUUUUUUAAAAGAUUUAGAGCACCGCUCGAUGAUGAAACAUUAAUAACAGGUAUUCUGAAGCUACAAAUAUUAGUGGAUCGAUGUUCAGUCGAAGUAUUCAUUAAUGGUGGCAAAUAUACGAUAACAGCUUUGGUCUUUCCUCAAUUUGCAAGUCAACAAUUGGAAUUAUCGGUUGAAGGACAACCCGUUAUAUUGAACUAUAUUGAAUUAGUGCUUUUAUAA